This is a messenger RNA of Linum tenue, 387 nucleotides long. NCBI's taxonomy places the organism in Eukaryota, Viridiplantae, Streptophyta, Magnoliopsida, Malpighiales, Linaceae. The record is from the annotation of a GenBank genome assembly.
AUGGAGACUAAAAUCGCGAGGACACCGCCGGCGAUCGGCGGUUACGACAGGCUCAGCUUCUUGCCGGACGAAGUCAUCUCUCACAUCCUUUCUUUCCUUGAAACCAAGUACGCCGUCGGCACCGCAGUUCUCAGCCGACGGUGGGGAGAUCUUUGGACUAGGGUUUCCAGCCUCGACCUCGACAGCCGCUUGGUUUACAAGACACUCGACGAAUCGCUGCUACUGGAACCUCUUACAGAUAUUAGAAAGAGGAGAUACUUUCAAUUUAGAAGCUUCGUCGACAAGGUACUGAACCAGCACAAGAAUCUCGAUUCUCUUAGGCACUUCCGCUUGCAUGUUUUAGUGGAUUAUCAUCCCGAGAUGGUGAUCGCUGAAGUUAGGGUUUAA